AUGUCACUUGCAGUCCUACUCUCCUUGGACCACUCAGUCGGCGGCUAUAUUGAUAUGAGUGGCUUCCUCACGUAUCAAGAUGAUCUCAAGAGUGUUGUCAACGACAAGGUUGACAGUGACAAUCCUUUUUCGCAUCCCAGCGAGCCGCAGGACACGACUGUGGACGCGAGCGCCGUCAAGGCCCAGGAAUUGAAAGAGAUCUUUUGGAUCUUGGCUCCCUACACCACCCUUCCCAAGGGAAGACAGCGUGCCAGACUCCAGUCCUUCUUGGCCUUGGGAAGGCAGACGAGAAGGUACCAUGUGCGUUGGGAGAGCGUGCAGUACAAUUUUUGCAGGAUUCAGGGUAUCAGGUUGAAUGGAAGUGCUAUGAAAACCAAGGUGACUGGUACAAGAUCCACGAUGAAAUAG
Molecule: messenger RNA, 408 nt
Organism: Fusarium musae
Lineage: Eukaryota; Fungi; Ascomycota; Sordariomycetes; Hypocreales; Nectriaceae
Exons: 1
Coding region: 1-408 (135 amino acids)
Source: RefSeq, a predicted model, not a curated record